This is a messenger RNA of Trichoplax adhaerens, 2607 nucleotides long. RefSeq lists its product as uncharacterized. The coding region runs from base 1 to 2607 and encodes 868 amino acids. The record is from RefSeq and is a predicted model, not a curated record. NCBI's taxonomy places the organism in Eukaryota, Metazoa, Placozoa, Uniplacotomia, Trichoplacea, Trichoplacidae. The transcript has 2 exons.
AUGAUUUAUAACAAAAUAAAUCGAUUUACUGGACCCUGCGUAAUCCUUUCUUUGAUUUGUCUAUCAUUGCAUUUCGUUGAUAUUCAAGCGAAUCUAUCACCCUAUGAAAACAAUUGCCAACUUGUUAUCCAAGAUAAAGCGCAAACUUAUAUGCAUUUAAAUGAAAUGAUCCAAUCUGAUUCUGUUAGAGUGAUUAUAUUCGACCUGUAUAUAGGACGUCAGAGAGUUCACCGAUAUCAUAAUAGCACUGUAUUUUUUGGCUGGGUUAAGAAAAAUGUAGGCGAAAUUAUUUUUACUUUGCCUAAUGAUUACGCUGCUAUGAGUUUAAGCCUUUAUGCAGUUUUUAUGUCAUCAUUGAAGAUAUCUUUUAAUGAAUCGACAGUUGGCUGUUAUGGCCACUUAUCAGACUCUUACUCUAGAGAUUAUGCUAUAUUUACAGCAUUGGCUGAACUGAUUGAAUUGAAUAAAAGUUGUAGUGGCGAAGACUGCGGUACUAUCUGUCGAAGAAAUUUUACACAAAAGGAUGCAUUCUUUCAUAAUAUCGAUAUAUAUUCCUGCUGUCAAAAGGAUCCACGAAACGCUAAGAUAAAUAUUCAAACAUGUUUUAUUAAGAAAAGAUUUCUAUGGUAUAUCCCUGUAGUAACGCUAGUCACAAUUUUGUUAAGCAUUUUAUUAAGUGGGACAGCUGUUGAUAGAAUAAUAAGUUGGUAUCUACGAAGAUUGGAAAGAAAUACUAAAAUUGAAUCUGUCUCUGUACGAAUACUAAACGAAUUUAGACUGCAAGAUAUGGGAUAUUUCUAUCUAUCAGAGAAUAAACAUAGAACUGGCUGGGCGCUUGUAAAUUAUGCAUUCAAGUAUUGCCUAUUUGCUGUUAUUACCUUUUCGAUUGGAUUUUUUUCAUUUUUUAUGCAAAAAUUUUCAGCUCACUUUAUUAUCUUUCCAAACAUGUAUCAAGUUAGAAUACCACGCUUUAUAGAACAAGCAUUUCUAUAUUUAGUCUACAGUUGUGGUAUUUCUAUAUUUUUCAUCAUUUUGACUUACCUUAAACAAUAUUGUAGCCGUGAAGAUUAUUCCUAUCGAUAUAGGCCUAUAUUUGAGGAACCACAUCGACUUCGCUAUAUUUCACCAGACAGUUAUCGAGAAUUACACUUCCAAAUCAUGCAUUAUAUCAAUAGCACAAUUUACCACAUGCGGUCAUUUCAUGUCGUAGGCUUUACCAUCAAUUUCUUAUCGCUUAUAUUAUGCUUACCAUUUUAUAUAUUUGGAGGAAUCGGUAAUUUACGAAGUAUUAUGUUUAUAGCAGAAUUGUUCCAUAUGAGAAUGAAAAAGGCAUUACUUUCUGAAAAAAUGUCAGCGCGAUUUCUUAGCUAUAUCGUAUCCACACUGAUAGCCUUUAUAUCGCUGUUUUAUUCGAUUUCCACUAUAUUGACCAUAAGGAUGGGCCUUCAGCUUAUAAUUAGGAUAAUUAUUACGGUUGUGACUUUUAUGAUUUCCUUUCCGGUCUAUUUUAGCGUCGUUAUAGUUACUGUAGUCCCCUACUUGUAUUAUAUUGUAUAUACUUUUGACGCCUAUUUUAGAAAUGAGAAAAUAAUAUCAAGGCGAAUAAUUCAAUUGCAGGAUAAAGUAAAUCAAACUACUAAAGAAAUACUGCGUGCUAAAGAAGGAAAUCUACAUGUAUUUGUAACUAUAACAUACGAUAAUGUUCUAGUUGAUUUACCUGAAAUGCUGCAAGACAAUCAGAUACGACAUAAUAUUACUAGGUAUAUUCUAUGGAUCCAAAAAAAGCCUAAUCACCAUAUUUUAGAUGGAAUAUGUAAAAUUGUUUUUCGUUAUGAAAUACUGCCUGAUAAGACUGUAGUAGUAACGCUGUCUCAAUGUGUCAAUGGCUGCCGUCGUUGUCCUUAUACUCUUGGAAUUGACAUGCUGUUAACAACAAUCGAACACCAUCUACGGAAUAGCGACCGUAACUAUUUUAAAAGUCACUUAUGUCCAAUUUAUUACUGUAAAGAAGACAUUGCUAAUACAGAGAUUAUUGCUAUUCCUUCAGAAUUACAUCAAUAUCUAUGUUAUUAUGCACCGCACAUAUCGAUCAGUCUAUGGCGCAUGAUAAUCAAUAUUAUUUUUGUAACUGGGAUUUUUCUAACCUUUAUUUUAACCAGUUUACUGAAUUACAGAACUCGACCAUUUUCAUCAUUAAGCUCUGCCAUUGCUAGUUUGCCUUUUAUUCUUUUAGCAGUGAAUCUAUCGCUUCAAUAUGUUAAAAUACCAGCAUUAAAGGAAGAGAUUAUGGAUAUGAUAUUAGUUGCUAAUAUAGUUCAAUAUCGAAGAGGUUAUCGAUUAUUUUGUACUAAAGGAAUACAAUUUCAGCCUAUCGUUCAGGCGUAUAGGAUGAGUCUGGCAAAUAAUUUUCCUGAUAGUGUUGAUAGCGGAACAAUAGGAAUGGAACUUUACCGUGAUCAAGCAAAUAGUCUAUUCCUUAGUACAUGCAAAUUGAGAUUAGGAAACAUCUUUAGAAAAAUCAAACAGUCAUUUGGACAUUGUGAAGGACAGGAGGAAGAUUUUUCAAUAAACAGUGAACGUGAAUCGCUUUUACAUCGCACAUCAUAA